Messenger RNA from Symbiodinium natans, 2433 nucleotides. NCBI's taxonomy places the organism in Eukaryota, Dinophyceae, Suessiales, Symbiodiniaceae. The record is from the annotation of a GenBank genome assembly.
AUGGGCCAUGCUUUUGAGCAGAUACAUGAUGGGGUCGCCAGGGCAUGCGAGGCACGCUUUGUUCUGAUUGGCCGGGCAUAUGCCCACUCCCAAACCGCACUGGUUCAUUCUAGGGUCCGAGGGGAGAUUCAGUUGCACAUUAACUGCCGGAUCCCGGCCUCAGCGGCACAGGUGGAAGAGGCCCUAGCCCUCCUGCCGGAGUGGCAAGAUGCCAGGACUGUGCAUGAUACUGGCAUGAUGAGCGGAGAUGCUCCCAUCUUCAUGGCGCAGGACAUAUAUGAGUCCAGGGAAAGGUGGCACCUCAUCCCCGUACCGUACUUCUUGAGACUGUUUUUGCUCUGGCCGGUUAACGAGCAGCUUGUGCAACUUGCAGAUUCACUGCCUGCACCACCGCAUCUACAGGUCAAUGCAAUGCAGCAGAGCCGCCAUGGGACCGUGCACCAUUUCCACCCUCGGGAUCUAACGGACUCACACAGCUUGCUACAGCUUGCAUGCACAUCCCAAAAGGGGAGCUCUAGUCCAUAUGAGGAGCCGCCUCCAGCAGAUGCACUGCCGCGACCCGCUACCCUGGGAUGCAAGGCCAACCACUUCCAAACGGCCAUCAGGCCGAUGGCUAGCCUCAGACUGGUGCCGAGUGAAUUCGAUGAGGUCGUUGACAGGGUUUUUCUGAAUGUCGCACUCCAGAUGGCUCCGCGGGCCCCGGCAGAAAUCGAGACUCGCUUCACUGUCUUUGACCCCAUCUUCCAGACCCGAGUGUUGACGCACCAACCGGGGCGUAGAUGGGAAUGGACACUGCUGGCAGUGUUACGGGCAACGGCACGACCCAUACGAGCAAUUCAACGGCUCUCUGAACCCAUAUGGGGUUUUCCAGAGCCCCAGUUGGUCGUGACCUUCGACACCACGCCUCCCGACCAUGUGGCGAUCCCUGUUGAUGGUCGUCCCCUAGGGAACGCAAUCUGCACGGUGCACUUGGGGCCACGAGCCAUCUGGGAAACCCUAGGGCAGAUUCUGCAAGAGACGAUGCCUGAGACCAGAGACUGCCGAGGUAUCGGGGACCGUUUUCUGUCGGUUCUGCGAGACGGUCACCUUCUUCUCUCAGAUGCAAAUCGGCCGCUUGCCGACCCCUUGCCAGACCGUCUCUUUCUUUCCCAGUUCCUCACACCGCACGUGCGCCCGCACACUCCUCCAAUCCCUGCCAGCCUCACAGUGAGCGAGCCAGCUACCGGGCCCAACGAGAUUCCGCACCCGGAGGCCGUUGACGUGAACUCUGCAGCUGCACCUGCACCUGAGGCGGAAACAGGUGAACCGCGCCCGCUGAACUGUUCGGUGCCCACACCGCACGGUCGCAGGACCAUAGCUGCUGCAGGCCGGCGGCCGGAAACAGCCAAGGCCUCGAUAGCUCGGCCUUCCUGCCUUGCUCUGGAGAGGCUGGUCCCACCACCUGCCCCUGGCAUCGCCUUCGGUGUGCUGCCUGAGAUCUGCGCGCAUGCGCUGCACGAGCACACCUGGGAGUGCCUGGCGCAGGAUCUCGAUGCCCUUUUUGAGGUCCUCCCAGUUGCCCGGGUUGGUUGGAAAGCGCUGCCGCCAUACCGCAAAGACCAGCCCUUGCAAGCCUGUUACUUCUACACCGACGGCUCUUUCUAUGCGGAUAGACAAGCUGGGGGAUGGUCUGUCGUUGUUCUGGGCCUGCAAAACGGCCACCCUGUUGGCCUUGGCUGGGUAGGCGGUGUUGUGCCUCAUGCUACGUCCGCAUACGAGGGUGAGGUACGAGCAAUCGUGCACGCACAGGCCCUUUUCCUGAACCAAGCCGCCGCCUUCGGGGUGAUUGCGUCGGAUUGCAGUGCGGCACUCGACCUUGUCUUUGGAAAUGCCAGCUUCAGCCCAGAGGACGCUGUCGCCGCUGCAGCAGUCAGCCUGCGCGGAGCUAGCACUGCGAAGGGCCAGCAACUUUUGCCACUCAAAGCAGAUGCACACACGGGGUGUGCCUUUAACGAGCUUGCUGACGCAGUUGCUAAGUCCGCCGCACUGGGAUCUGCAAUGCCGGCUCUGGCUUUCUCGCCCAGUAGCUUUUGGCAAGGUGUAGCCGAAGGUGUCAUAGAUUGGGCCUGGACCUGCUACGGCCGGCCCAAUUCAGCACAGGUGCCUACGCUCGAUGCAAACGGAACAUGGUCAGAGGCUGCUUGCCUGAUGCCGCCUGUUCCGCUACCGCCUGGCACCUACUUUGCGCCUGAGGCAGUAGCUGAAAACACGGUGCAGGAGCUACAUGUAUCUCUGGUGCAAUACAACUGCCUUUCCAUCAAAGGCCAAGCCGCCAAAGAAAUCAUGGCGACUGCACUAGCCCAGAUCGGCUGCGACGUUGCGGGCCUCCAAGAGACGCGCACUGCCGACGAUGGCAUCAGCACACCGGGGUCAUACUGGGUUCUGAAGUUCUGA